Molecule: messenger RNA, 2298 nt
Organism: Drosophila hydei
Lineage: Eukaryota; Metazoa; Arthropoda; Insecta; Diptera; Drosophilidae
Gene: CysRS-m
Product: probable cysteine--tRNA ligase, mitochondrial
Exons: 3
Coding region: 515-2191 (558 amino acids)
Biological process (GO): cysteinyl-tRNA aminoacylation
Cellular component (GO): cytoplasm
Molecular function (GO): cysteine-tRNA ligase activity; ATP binding
Source: RefSeq, a predicted model, not a curated record
AAACACGUUAUAAUACAAAAUAGUAUGAUUAUUAUUUAAUCGCUGGAAUUUUGGCUGAUGCUUAAAAUCUUGAUAAAUUUAAUGGGGUUAAAGUUAUAUAUAUAUAUAUACAUUUUUCAAAACAAAUUCUUCCGCAAAUCUUAUUGACUGGCUUUUCUGUUGUUGACUUGUGUGUUAACGGUCAUACGACUAAAGUGAAGGGUAUAUACGCACAAGAAAAAGCUUGCUGUAUAAAGUAAAAGCUUUUCAACUGCCUCUCAGUCAUAAGAUCAUAUAAGAUCGUCCAUAGAUGUAGUAUUACAAAUUACUUACUUUUAAAACCAGGGACGAAUCGCGGAAACAAUUUGAUAGAAAUCGAUAACAUUUUGGACUUUCAGUAACCGGUUGGACUUUCGGACGUCGACUGCUGGUAUCGAUAGUUGCUUAAUCUUCAAUCCUCAAUCAGCUGUUGCUUAAUAAUCAAAACAAAACAUUUUUGAUAUACCUUUAAAUUUUCUAUAAGUUACUUAGAAAUAUGUUAAGACUUUGCCGUAUAGAAGAUUGCAGAAGGGCUCUCAAUUCGCAACAAUUUCGUCGUUCGAUAAACAGUAAUAGCCCUUCUAAUCCGGCACAAACAUUUGCCACCAGCUGGCAAAGACCAUGCGGUGAGUACACUGGCAUAAGCAUUUACAAUCACAGAGUGCGUGGGAAAGUGCCCUUGAUACUGCGCAAUCCACAUAUGGUUACCUGGUACACAUGUGGGCCAACAGUCUAUGAUAAAACACAUGUGGGACAUGCGAGCACCUAUGUAAAGGUGGACAUAAUACAGCGCAUAAUGCGGGACUAUUUCAAAUACAAUCUUAUAACAGCCAUGAAUGUCACCGAUGUGGAUGACAAGAUUAUCAGGCGCAGCAAGGAAACGAAACGUAAUUGGCAGGAGCUGGCGCGCGAUUACGAUGCGGAAUUUAAAGAGGACAUGUUGCGAUUAAAUGUAAAGCCUCCUAAUAUGCGAGCGCAUGUAUCUACCAAUAUAUCUGUAAUUUUGCGCUUUAUCGAGAAACUGGUCAAAAAUCAGCAAGCAUACGUAGCUGAGGAUAAAUCUGUUUAUUUUGAUAUAGCCAAAUGCCCGAAUUAUGGAAAAUUGGAAAACAUCAGCAACGUCGAACGAGACCUACAAGAGAACGAGCAGGGGAAACGGAAUGCUGCAGAUUUUGCGCUCUGGAAAGCGAAAAAGACAGAGGACGAACCAAGCUGGAAAACGAAAUGGGGUGGAGAUGGACGUCCAGGCUGGCAUAUUGAAUGCAGUGCAAUUGCUAGCAUGUUUUUCGGUGAAGAAUUAGAUUUCCAUGCGGGUGGCCUCGAUUUGCGCUUUCCCCAUCAUGAGAAUGAGGAAGCACAAUGCUGUGCACGCUACAAAACGAAUCAAUGGGUCAACUACUGGCUACACACCGGCCAACUCCAUUUGGUGGGCAAUCAACAAAAGAUGUCAAAGUCGUUGGGAAAUAUAAUUACUGUAGAUGAAAUGCUGAAAAGCUAUACAGCGGAUGAGUUCCGCAUGGCCUGCCUCCUAUCCAAUUAUAAUAAUGCAAUGAUUUAUAGUGAUCAACUGAUGUUGACUGCACGUCAAACAUUGAACAAGUUCAGGAAUUUCCACGCUGAUCUUAACGCUUAUAUGCAAUUCAAGAAGGCACCAAAAUUACUGGAUAAGGGCGCACUGCAGGCACAGCUGAAUCAUAUGGUAAUGGAGUUUGAUAAUAGUCUGCGCGAUGAUUUUGAUACAUCACGGGCCGUUGGCGUCUUAAUGGAUCAGAUGAGCAGCAUCAGUCGCUGCAUCAAUGAACAAGCAGAUGCAGAACAGGAGCCCGGUUACUGUCUCGAUUUGCUGCUGGCUGCAGGCAAUUUUAUAGGCACAUCUAUGAUUAACUUUGGUAUCAGUUCGCUAACGGAUAAGAGCAUUGAAAAGAGUCAGCAGCAAAAUGCAAAUAGCUCUGCCAAAGUAGAUAUAAAUUUGCUAGUUGCCGAUCUGUUGGCCGUUCGUAGUCAACUUCGAGAGCAGGCUGUUAAAUCCUCAGAUACGAAGAGAAACGAACUACUCGAACUAUGCGAUAAGCUGCGAAACCUUCUUCAGCAACAUGGCAUCUAUGUACGCGACCACAAGCAGGGUAGCUCCUGGGUUUACAGUGAUCAAAAGAGCGUAAUUCGAAGAAUGUAAAUUAUGUUGUUAAAUAUUUUUAAUUGAGCGAUGCAAAAAAACUAGUUUUUUAAAUAUACACUUUAGUGUAAUGAAUACAUAAAUGACAAUAAAUUGGCUAAUCGAAA